AUGCAAAAUGCUACACCUAAGCCAAUUACAACUACUACGCUCAAUACCAAAACUACACCAUCUAACUCUGCACCGCCCACUAACACAACUACGCCAACUAUCACAACAACGCCCACCACGACAACCACGCCAACUACCACAACUACGCUCAAUUCUACAACUAUGUCCACUUCUGUGCCAACUACAGUAACGUCGCACACUAACGCUAUUACGCUCAAUACAACUGCGCACACUACCAUUACUACGCCCACUACCACUACUGCACUUAUUACCAAUACAAUGCUUACUGCCACAACUGCGCCCACUUUUUCAACUACGGCCAAUUCCACAACUUCUUCCACUACCAAAGUUACACCCACCACCACUAUGACGUUAAAUACCACAAGUACGCUCGAUACCGCAGUGACGUUGAUUGUCCCAAAUACAACUACAACCUCUUCUAAACCCACUUCUCAAACUACGCCUAAUACCGCUACUUCACUCAAUAUUACCACUACGGCGCCCACUACCAUUACGUCACCUGCAACCGCUACUAUAUCUUCUUCUAUAACUGCGCCUACUACGACUACUUCAUCCACUACUAAGUAUUCUACCGCUACUAGGUCUACUACCACUACUAAGCCCACCACCAUCUCUACGCUUACCUCUACUACUACUACUACGCCUGCUAAACGAACUUCUAGACCUGCGCCCGAUACCACUACUUCAACCACUUCUAACACUUAUACGCACACAACCACUACAUUACCUACUACUGUCACUAUUACGCCCACUUCCACUAUUACGCCCACUUCUGUUGCUACACCCACUACCACUAUUAUGCCCCUCAUCCCUAUUAAGACCACUUCCAAAUCUCUUUCAUAUUCCAACGUGAUAUCUGAUAGAUUUACAACAGCUUCAGAGUUAGUAAGAACAGUUGGCAUGGGAAUGACAACAAAUCUUGUAUUACAAAAUACAACUGAUAUGCAGAAAUCAACAACUAUGCAACAAACUAUCACGCCUAUCACUAUAACAUACGCUGAGAGAACAAAUCAAAUAGCUACAACCUCUCCAAUUCCUACAAUCAAUCCUUCCUCUACAGCAAAUCGAACUGAUACAACCAUAAUCUUUACAACAACAAGACCGACUUCCGCAGCCACGCCCACUACCACAUUUGCUCCCAUUACCAUGUCUACAUCCAUUUCAAAUUUAUCUCAUGGCAAUGUCAUGCCUGAUCAAUUGACAACAGGAACCGACAUAAUAAAUGAGACUGUUGGCUUAGAUAUGUCAACAGAUGAUGCAUUACCAAGUACAACUAAUAACGCGAAAUUACCGACAAUGGAACUAAAUAUCAUGCAUACCACAAUAACAUCCACAGAUAAAAACAAGCCCGUUACUACAGCCAAUCCCACAUCUACAGCCACACUCAAAUCACUAAACACACAGACCACAACACAAAUGACAAUUGGCAAACGUAAUGGUGAUAUAACAAAGCCUUUUACUAUACCUAAGUCCACAAUCACAACCAUGCCCAUAACAACCAACAUGUCUACUACCCCUACCAACACAUCGUCCGUGUCUAUUUCAAAUAUCUCUCAUUCCGGCUUCAUAUCGAAUCAAUUGAUAACAGCUACUGAUUUACUAAAUAGGAUGAUUGGCACGGAAACAACCGAUUUUGUAUUUCAAAAAACAUCUCAUAAUGGUAAAAUGACAACAGUACAUCAAACAUCCACGCCUACCACUUUAACGUACACUGAUACAACCAAUCAAACUACUACAACCACUUUCCCACCUACACUCAUACACACUAUCCCAGCCACGAAAAAUGCUUCAACCACCGUUUCAACAAUAACUACACCAACUACCACACUCACGCUCACUUCCAAAACUACACCCAUCACCAUUCCCCUAACUAUUUCAACUCUCUUUAAUCUUAAUGUCUCAUACGAUCGAUUGACAACAGUUUCUGGACAAGUUCCUGAAACAGCUGACUUGCAAGCGACAAGCAAUUCUUUACUACAAAAUACGCCUGAUAAAGUGAAUACAAAGAUCACGCAACAAUCUACCACGCCUACUUCAAAACGAUCCCCCGAUAUAAGCAUGCCAAUUUCAGAAUCAGAAAAUAGAACAGUUGGCACUGUGAAGGCAACAACUCUUGUGCUACAAAAUACAAAUGAUAUAGUAGAAGCAACGUCCAUCCCAACAAUUACCACGCCCUUCACAAUAAUAUUCACAGAUUUAACUAAACCUAUUAUAACGAAUACACCCAACACCACAACCCAACCCAAUACUAUGAAUUCACUUACCAUCGCAACAAAAACCUCUUCUACUACAACACGUAACACAUCAGAUUAUCCUAAUGCUACAACCCUGUCCACCUCUGCCUCCACGUCUACAAAACCCUCUUCUACUACAACACGUAACACAUCAGAUUAUCCUAAUACUACAACCCUGUCCACCUUUGCCUCCACGUCUACAAUUACAACCACAAAUACCAUACCAACAACAACCAAAACUUUGCCCGCUAGGCCUAUGUCAACAAUAACGACGUUAAUCACACAAACAACAAAUACACCAGCAACUAAACAGAAUUCUACAAUAUCGGCACCUGCUGUGAAAACUAAGUUUGUUUUCGAUCGUGCGACCGAAACAGCAGCGUCUUCAAAACCUCUGCAUGUUUUCAAAUCUUCAAAAGAAAGUCCUACGACUUUUGAAGCAGUAAAUGAUGACCACAGUCUUGUGCAAUCCAAAAAAACGCGGUUAUUGGAAGAGACACGAAACAUCAAGUAUCGGUAUAAAACUGCGAUGGAGCAGCAAAUGAUCGAACCAAAAUAUGCAUCUACAACAAAAACACGAGGUACAGGACCACAAGAUUUAGCUGCAAUAAAUAGCAAGCCUACAAGCAAAGCAAUUCCGAUCAGAGCGCUGAUAAAAAACACUCGAACACCUUAUAAUAGCAUCAGUAAAGUUAAGUAUCACCCAUUACCGAAUAAAGUCAACAAAAUAAGGACAAAUGACUACGUACAAACCACACUUGAAAAAGUGAAGGUAAGUCAACAAAAACCGAGUCUAGUUGACAAAUCGAGGACAUAUAACCACGUACCAAGUACAAUAGAUAAAGUGAGGUCAAGUUACAAUGAACCAAGUAUUGUGAACAAAGUGGAAACAAGUAAACCCCUACCAGGUGCGGUGGACAAAUUUAUAAAAGCAAAUCCCCCUGUACAAAGUUCAGUUGACAAGGAGGUGAGGACAGUUCACCAUUUCCAAAGGGCAGUUGAUAAACCGAAGACAACUAAACGUUUACCAAAUAUAAUCGACAAAGUACGGACAAAUUACAACGCACAAAGAACAGUCAACAAAGAGAGGACGAAUUACAACGUAAAAAGUACAGUCAACAUAGACAGAACAAAUUACAAUGUACAAACUGCAGUCAACAAAGAGAAGACAAAUAAGCACGUACAAUUUGUACCAAGUAAAUUUGACAAAGUGAGAAAGAUUUCCAACGUUACCAAUAGUGUCAAAAAUUUAAAAACAAAUUACCCUACACAAAGUACAGUCGACAAUGAAGUGUGGAUCAACCGCCAUGUACCAAGUAGUGUAAGCAAAGUGAGUACUAAUACCGAAGUACCAAGAACAGUCCAUGCGGAAGGGAAUCUCGACCAAACAAGAACACCUUACCGUGUAUUUGAUAUAGGUAACAAAAUGGGAAUAAAUCAACACGUAUCAAAUACAGUCAACAAGGAUGUGAAAAUAGAUCACCGCGAACCAGGUAUACUCCAAAAUGUAAAGACAAAUCACAUCGGUCAAGGAACAGUCGACAGCGUGAGUACAACUCAAGAAAAGAAAAAUCAACUUGUUCCAAAUAUGCUCAAAUUGUGGACAAGUAGCCUUGUAUCAAAUGAUGUUGACAAAGUGAGGACAAAAGUAAGUACAAAUCACCACUUAUCAAAUAAAGUCAGCAAAUUCCACACAAAAAUCAAAGUGCCAAGUUCCGUCGACGAAGCGAUAAAAACAAAUUAUCAUGAACCAAGUACUUUCGUCAAUAAAUCUAGACAUACAGUCAACAUCGUAAAGACAAAUUACCAAGAACCAAGUACUUUCGACAAUAAAUUGAAACCAAAUCCUCAUAUUCCACAUGCAGUCGACAAAGUGAAGACAAAUCAUCAAGCAAGAAGUACAUUUAAACAAGUGAAGACAAAUGACCAUAUAUCAAGUAAUGUGAAAAAGGAAACGCCGACACAUGACCACGUCCUAAGUUCGGUCGUCAUAGCAAAAACAAAUCACAAUGUACCACAAAAGGUAGACACAGGAAAGACAAACCACCAGAGAAUAGGCAAAGUGAGAAAAAGUCACAACGCACCAAGUAAGGUCAACAAAGUAAGGAGAAUUCAUAUACCAAUUACAGUCGAGAGGCAGGUGAGGACAAAAAGCAACGUACUAAGAGUGGUCGGCAAAUUCAGAAAAAGUUACCAUGUACCAAGAACAGUCUACAAAGUUAAACCAAUUUAUCACGUACAAGAUACAGCUGAAAAAUUGAGAACAAAUCACCACGAAUCAAGUACUGUCGGAACCCCAAGGGAAAACCGUCGAAUAAAAGAAUCAUGGCAAGUGGACUCACUUAAAUCAAACAAGAUUGUACCCUCAGAUAACCAGGGCUUACUAAGUAAUCCCGCACGCCUUGGCCAUACGGCAUCCACAGCACACCAUUACAAAUUAUAUCAAGACCACACGCCUAGACGUCUUACCGGCCAUGUCAACGAGGAUCCAUCACUGCAUGGUUAUACACCUUCCACAAGUUAUGUGCAUGGCAUCAAACACUCGUCUAUAGGACAGACAGGAUCCGUUUCCAGUGAAUUUAAUGGUCCGUUAGCCCACGUGACACCAUUUGAACAGAAGAACAGGACAGCUACUAUCAUUAAGGCUUCGGGAACCAUACCCUUUGAACAAUCAACCGCGGAAGCUAUCAACCAGACAAGUAAAGGGGCUGAUGUCAUUUCAUAUCAACACGGGUUUUCUGGAAAAGGUAAAAACGAUUCGUUUUGCAUUUUGGUUUAA
Messenger RNA from Mizuhopecten yessoensis (Yesso scallop), 5034 nucleotides. Its product is annotated as mucin-3A-like. The transcript has a single exon. Lineage: Eukaryota; Metazoa; Mollusca; Bivalvia; Pectinida; Pectinidae. The coding region runs from base 1 to 5034 and encodes 1677 amino acids. The record is from RefSeq and is a predicted model, not a curated record.